Microtus oregoni (creeping vole) is the source of this 1180-nucleotide messenger RNA. RefSeq names its product chromosome unknown C5orf49 homolog (gene Cfap90). Lineage: Eukaryota; Metazoa; Chordata; Mammalia; Rodentia; Cricetidae. The record is from RefSeq and is a predicted model, not a curated record. The coding region runs from base 409 to 903 and encodes 164 amino acids. The transcript has 3 exons.
GGCUAUAAGCUCCCUGUGGCCCAGGGCUGUUUGUUUCGGGGCUGUACCAUCGGAUCCUGAGGCAUGGUAGCUUUCUGUCGUGGUCUGCUAAGCUAUGAAACACCCGGAAACUUAGAACAAACUGCGCGAGGAAAGCAGAUGUAGCGGAAUGGGUGUGGUUCCUUAGGCUGUUCCUACCUGGAAAGCCACACCCAACCGCUGCUAGGUCUCUCCCAGGGUGUGGCGAGAAGGACCUAGAAGGAGGUGGCAAAGAACACACUUCGUCACUCAGCGGAUGCUGAGGGCAAGGCGCAGUUGCCAGGCAACGAUUGAGCACAAACGCCCGGAGGGACGCAGAAACCCCACAAGCUGAUGCUUGAGGCCUGGGCUCCCUAGGCAUAGGGACCAGCCAAGACUGAACAGCGGACAAUGGACCCGGGCAAUACGAAAGAAAAAGAGGAGGAGCGGGGAGUGGAAGAUGGGGAAGAGGAGGAGGAAAUCACUGCCUCCACUCUGCUGGGCAAGCCCCGAUCUCUGCCCAUCUCAGCGGUGCCAGCUUUCAGCUACAUCCCGCCGCGGCGGCACCAGGAACCCAAGGAGCUCAACUACUUCAGCCGCGAGAGCCAGACAGGAGUCAUCUCCCUCUACGACUGUGUUUUUAAGAGGAGACUAGAUUAUAACCAGAAAUUACAUCGAGAUGAUAGAGAACAUGCCAAAAACCUGGGACUUCAUAUUAAUGAGGAGGAACAGGAAAGGACGGUGCCCGUGCUGAUGUCCUCUGUGUACGGGAAACGUAUCAAUCAGCCCAUCGAGCCCCUGAACAGAGACUACGGCCGUGUGAACCACGUGCAGACCGACUUCUACAGGAAGAAUGACAUCCCCAGCAUCAAGGAGCCUGGCUUUGGGCACAUCACUCCAGCCUGAAGCCGUCUUGUGGUUUAUAGGGCACGUUGAGGCGCGCUGGCUAGGGAGUGCCCUCCACCCUCACGUUCAUAUCCAUGUUCUCUGCAGCUGCAGGGAUGCACUCUUUGACCACGGUGGGGGGGGGGUAAGCACAUGACUAUCUAAGGGGGCUUGGGCACUGAACUUGGCCGAGUACUUUCCCUCAUGCUCAAAAGCUCAGUGUAAGGACUGUCACUGGGUUUAUUUAAAAUGACAUCAUACCAGUUCAUUCUGAACACCUGAAUAAAAGGAAAGCUUG